This is a messenger RNA of Leptosia nina, 1824 nucleotides long. The record is from the annotation of a GenBank genome assembly. Lineage: Eukaryota; Metazoa; Arthropoda; Insecta; Lepidoptera; Pieridae.
AUGACGUCAAAUAGUGGUGAUCCAAAGUUAGAUAGUGUUUUGGAAAACUGGCUAAAACUAGACAAGAAUUCUACAACUCAUCAAGAAGUUCUUGACGACAUAGCAAACUCAAAAUGGGACAAACUGAAGAAGACAAUGUUGACACGACAGAAAUUUGGCACAGCUGGUCUCCGUGGCUGUAUGGGUGCAGGGUACAUGUGCAUGAAUGAUGUUGUCGUUCUGCAGACAGCACAGGGGUUAUGUUCAUACAUAAGAAAAGUAUGCACAAUGAAUCAAUUGAGAAAUGGUGUUGUAGUCGGAUUUGAUGGCAGAUAUAACAGUAAAAGGUUUGCAGAACUAACAGCCAAAGUAUUCAUCUCAUCAUCAAUACCUGUCCACCUGUUUUCAUCAGUUUGCCCUACACCUCUGGUGUCAUUUGGGACCAGACUGUAUAGUGCAGCUGCUGGGGUAAUGGUGACGGCGUCUCAUAACCCCAAAGAGGACAAUGGUUACAAAGUCUACUGGGGUAAUGGGUCACAGGUUAUAUCACCUCAUGAUGAUAAUAUACUGGACGAGAUAUUGAAGUGCUUAGAGAUUCCGGAAGAACACUGGAACGUAGAUGAGAUUCGAGCUCACAAUUUAGUGAAAGAUUGCCAGGAAGAAGUUACUACUAAGUAUAUGGAGUACAUCCGUACCAGUCUACAUGAUGAUGUACUGGAGCAGAACAAGGUAGCAAAGGUGCCCGCUGUCUACAGUGCUAUGCAUGGAGUCGGUUAUGACUAUGUGCUGAAGGCUUUUGAUGCUGCUAAUCUUAUGACUCCAAUAAGUGUUCCAGAGCAACAGGAUCCAAACCCAGAUUUCCCAACAGUAAAGUUCCCAAACCCAGAAGAGAAAGAAUGCUUGGAGCUGAGCAAAGCACUCGCUGAAAAGAAUAAUAUAUGUCUGGUACUGGUCAAUGACCCCGAUGCUGAUAGACUUGCGGUCGCGGAAUAUGAUAACGAUUCAAAGUCAUGGAAAGUGUUCUCCGGUAACGAGAUGGGUUCGUUACUGGGUUGGUGGAUUCUCCAUCAGCACUCGACCCACCGCGACAAAACUGGAGACGUAUAUAUGAUCGCUAGUUUUGUUAGCUCGAAAAUGUUAUCUGCCAUAUCGAAAGGAAAAGGGCAUUUUGUUGAAACUCUUACUGGAUUCAAAUGGAUGGGUAACGCGACGUUACUGCUAAAGAAAGAAGGCAAAGUACCAAUUUUCGCGUUUGAAGAGGCGAUAGGCUAUAUGUGUAGUUCCACUGUGCCAGAUAAAGAUGGCGUGUCUGCUGCAGUCCAGGUUGCCUCUUUAGCGUCGCACCUACACGCCCGCGGAUCAAGUCUGUGUAACCAGCUCCAAGAGUUAUACCGUGAAUUUGGUUACCACGUGUCGCAUAACGGCUACUUUAUAGUCCACGACCCGAACAUUACUCAAAGAAUAUUCGAUAGGAUUAGGAAUUAUCAUGGAGAUGGCGUUUAUCCACGAACUGUUGGUCCAUGCGAUGUGGUAUUCAUAAAUGACUUUACAGCUGGAGUGAAGGUUCCCGAUGAGAGCGACACUGAAGGAAAAAUAAAGGUGUCUGGUACGGGUCUAGACCAGAAAUACACGAGUGGUGAAAUGAUCACAUUUCAAUGUUCAAACGGUCUGAGUGUAACGGUGCGCACGAGUGGAACGGAACCCAAACUCAAGUACUAUACUGAGUUGGUCUGUCAGGCAGAUACUGUUGACGCACAAAAAGCGAAGAAGACGGAACUUGAAGCUAUGGUGAAGGAAUUUAUUGACGAACUAAUCCAACCCACUAAGAACGGCCUUAUUGGCUAG